AUGCGGCAGCUCCGUUUCGCAGCAGGCUGGACCAUGGCAGAGAGGAUGCUCGCGGAUGACGCAGAAGGAGACGUGUUGGCAAUCUUCGACGCUGUUUACGCGACGAAGGUAAAGAGGGAUAUCCGCUCUGGAAACACACGCACAUUUCAAGUACUUGCAGCCACCGGCUACAACAGAUCCCCUAUUGAGCUGAGACUACAAUCUUUCACAGCAUCGCUAAUCAAAGUGCUGAAACAAUCGGUGAAUGUGGAGUGGGACGAGCCCUCAAUAACCAUUUACAAGCUAGGAGAAAUGAUCGACAGGCAAGAGGAACCACCGGAGACCCCAUGCCUCAUUCACACUAUCCUCAAAGGAAGCCAACAGUGUAUCAGUCUUGGGCCGCUAGCCCCGCGACCACAGGAUCGACUCGAAUUUGGAGCACUGGCGAGCGAGCGGUGGAAGCACGCUACGCUUGUCGUGCGUGCAAUCGUCAAGUUACGCCGUCGGGCUGUUCGGAGUCUUGCAAGAAGGCGGUGGAAACGCGCCAUGCUUGCCGUGCGUACAGUCGUCAGAUGGAGAAUCUAUAUACAGCAGCGUGACCGGCUUGCUCCGCGCCUUACUCAAGAAGCGGAAGAGAAGGCACGCGAGGAGGAGAAGAAGAAGGAGCGGGAGAGGAUAAGAACUGAGAAUGAGGAGUGGGAGAGGCGCAGACGGUAG
This is a messenger RNA of Coniosporium apollinis CBS 100218, 696 nucleotides long. RefSeq lists its product as uncharacterized. The record is from RefSeq and is a predicted model, not a curated record. The transcript has a single exon. Bases 1 to 696 code for a protein of 231 amino acids. Lineage: Eukaryota; Fungi; Ascomycota; Dothideomycetes.